Peronospora matthiolae is the source of this 435-nucleotide messenger RNA. NCBI's taxonomy places the organism in Eukaryota, Oomycota, Peronosporomycetes, Peronosporales, Peronosporaceae. The record is from the annotation of a GenBank genome assembly.
AUGAGCCCAAACGGUGAUACUGAUGCCGCUGGUGCAACUGGCGCGCAACCUAGGGCACUGACUGGUCGCGAAAGGGCCAGCAGCCUACAAGGCGAAAAUUUAGAAGUCAAGGCAGAGGCGGUGCCAGGGAACACGGAGCAAAGGAUGUUGGACCUACUGACGGGACUAGCGGAGCGGAUGGCUAAGCUAGAGGCGUCACAAGGGACCAAGGACCAGCCGAUGGACAAGGAGUCCAGUGUGUUCGGGUCAGCAAUAGGCCUGGGGCAACCGAUGAAUCGGCGUGCUCUCGACGUGACACCGCCGAGGGCUCCUUCUCCACAUAUGUCGCCGGGGACGUACUUCGGAAUGAACCAACCGGGGUAUGCAAGGGCGGCUGAGAACGUCAGCCACGAUGUCCUCUGCUCAAGAUUCCGCCACCAAGAUCUCUAUCGAUAG